Coffea eugenioides is the source of this 994-nucleotide messenger RNA. RefSeq lists its product as uncharacterized. The transcript has 5 exons. Bases 269 to 973 code for a protein of 234 amino acids. Gene Ontology annotation, molecular function: protein binding. NCBI's taxonomy places the organism in Eukaryota, Viridiplantae, Streptophyta, Magnoliopsida, Gentianales, Rubiaceae. The record is from RefSeq and is a predicted model, not a curated record.
UUUCUUUUCCUUUCCCUUUUUUAAGAACAGUAGUAAGUAGUAACUAUACAGAAUAUUUAAGUAAACAACAGAAGAAGCCGAAGCCCGAGUUGAUUACUGAUCUUCCGCAAUCAUCCACCAUUUUUUCUCAUCCCCCACUGCUUCUCUCUGAUUUAUUCCUUUUCAUUCCUCUCUCCGGGAAAUACUCUCCCUCUGAUUAUAGUUAUUAUUGAAAUUGGGAUAUAAUUAAGAUCGAUCAAUUAUCGGAAUCGAGGCGAACGGCAAGAAUAUGGUUGAAACCAGGAGAAGCUCUUCUACUUCCAAACGCCCUCUUCCUUCUCCUUCCUCUCCUCUCCCUAAAGGCAAAAGAUCCAAGGCCGGGGAGGCAUCCUCGUCGACUAAUGAUUCUUCCGGGGAGGUGGGCAUAGACGCCGCAAAGGAAAGCGGAAGGGAAUCACGAGAGCAGGAGGUUCGGUCAGCUGAUCUGACGGAUGCUGACAAUUUGAAGCUGUCGGACGGGGAGGUGCCUGAAAAAUUGCCCGAGGGCCGACUUGAAAGUGAGCCUUUAGUGUCGCCCAUGACUUUAGGUGAUUCAGUGAUUGAUUUGGAGAAAACGAAAUCUAUUGGCAAGGUGUUAAAUCGGGGCAAGAAGCGGCAAAUGAAAUCUAAGGCGGCGGCUGCCUGGGGAAAGCUUCUCUCCCAAUUCUCUCAGAAUCGUCAUGUUGUUAUCAGUAAUUCUACUUUCACUGUUGGGCAAGAUCGCCAAUCUGACUUGUGGGUUGGAGAUCCAUCUGUUAGUAAAUCUCUAUGUCGCUUGAGGCACAUAUCGACGGAGAGAGGAUGUCCGGUCACUUUACUUGAGAUUACUGGGAAAAAAGGUUCUGUCCAGGUUAAUGGCAAGAUAUACCCGAAGAAUUCUACUGUGCCUCUAAGUGGAGGUGAUGAGGUUGUGUUUAGCUCAUCUGGUAAACAUGCAUACGUAUCCUUACACUAGCAUUCCUCAUUUAUGUGUAUU